Engraulis encrasicolus (European anchovy) is the source of this 1795-nucleotide messenger RNA. It is a transcript of the gene marcksl1a, whose product is annotated as MARCKS-like 1a. Bases 214 to 852 code for a protein of 212 amino acids. Gene Ontology annotation, cellular component: cytoplasm; plasma membrane. The transcript has 2 exons. The record is from RefSeq and is a predicted model, not a curated record. Lineage: Eukaryota; Metazoa; Chordata; Actinopteri; Clupeiformes; Engraulidae. Gene Ontology annotation, molecular function: calmodulin binding; actin filament binding. Gene Ontology annotation, biological process: actin filament organization; central nervous system development.
UUCAUUCGGUUCCGUUGCGACGAAGAGACACAUCACAGUUGGACUAACUUUUUAACCGUUUCACGCUUUAAAUCGACGCAGGAUUGAAUACCCGCGGAUUUUAAACCUUCACGAGCCAAUUUAUCGAUUCGGGGUUGGGGAUUUUUAAUCAACUCUGCCUGUUGGAUUUUUGUUCAUUUCAUUUUUUAUUUUAAACAAAAGAACUAAACGAAAAUGGGAGCCCAGUUGACCAAGGGUGGAGUAGCCGUGGAGGGUAAAGCAGCGGGUGAUUCGGCAGCUGCCAAAACGAAUGGCCAGGAGAACGGCCACGUGAAGACCAACGGGGAUGUGUCUGUCAAGCCCGACGGUGAGACGGUUGCUGCCGACGGCAAUGGCACCGUCGAGGUAGCCAAGGAGACGGAGGCUGCGGCCGGCGACGCUAUCGAAGCAGCCCCUGCCCCCGCAGAGGGCGAGGCCAAGGCUGAGGGCGAGGCAGAGGGCAAGGAUGGCAAGAAGAAGAAGAAGUUCUCCCUGAAGAACUCCUUCAAGUUCAAGGGCAUCUCUCUCAAGAAGGGAGGCAAGAAGAACAGCGAGGAGGCCGCCUCACCCACGACCGAGGAGGCCAAGCCCGAGGAGAACGGCCACGCCGCUGAGCCCAGCGCCGAGGCAGAGGCCGCCCCUGCCCCAGCCGAAGCAGAGGCCACAGAGGCAGCACCCGAGGCAGAGGCUGCUGAGCCCAAGCCCGAGGAAGCAGCCCCCAGCGAGGAGGCCCCACCCAGCAAGGAGCCCGCCGCCGCCGAAGCAGACGCACCUGCAGCCGAAGAGACGACGCCCGCGGCCGAGGCCUCUGAACCUGAGCAGAAGGCGGAGUGAUGAGGCCGUGGAGAGGCCUACUGUGACCGGACUGUUUUCUGUUUUGCUUUGUUAUUUUCUUUUUUUUGUUUUCGUUUUGUUGUUUUGUUUUUUAUUUUGUUUGUUUUGUUUGACUGUUUUAGUUUUUACAAUUUCUUCCUCCAAGAUGAAAUAUAUAAAUAUAUAUAAGAGACUUGUGCCACGCCGGAAGCCGUUUUGGUUGGGAGAUGGAGGAGCGCGGAUGGGAAAGGCAGUCGCCACGCCGACGAUCAACUUUGACCUUCGACCCCCUCACAUGGAACUCAAGAGGGAACAACGCAGGACAACACUUUAUAAAAAAACAAAACGGAACACACCGGGAGUAUUGACAGAUUUUCCUCAGAACUCGAGGGAAAAGCAUCUGUAGAGACAGCGUGGUAGCCCUGUAACACUCGUUUUUAUUUUUUAUUUUUCCUAUAUUUUAUUUUUUCUUUUAAUCGCCCUCCUGGGAUAUACUAACCCUACCAACAGGUGGGGAAUAACAAAGACCUCUCCUACCCCUGACCAACCCCCCACCCCCCCCCCCCCAACCCCCUUCUACGCAUGAAGUCAAGUAUCUUAAUUCUUCUUUUUUAUUUUUUAAAAAAGUUCUGCAUUCCUAGAUUUUUCAGAUGAGAAUAUUCCAGUAUUUAGUCCUGUAUUGAACAAGGACUCCAGGAAGGGGAGUUGGCUUGGUCUCUGUGUUUUAAAAAAAAACUCCACUUGGUGUCUGCCAUGUUCACAUGUUAUAACGGUUUAUGACGUAGGGGUGUACAAACGUGAGCCUUUAUUUUUUUGUUUUUAUUUUUUUUUUUCUGUUUUUUUGUCUCUGUACAUAACGUUCUGGGUUUUUAUUGUUUUUCUUUUAUUUUGCUAACGUUGAAGUAUGCUUAUGGUUUAAUUGUAACAUUUUAAAUAAGGGCAAAUAAAAGUUGGAUCCCCUCAA